AUGACCAUGAGCUCGUUUUUGAUAAACUCCAACUACAUCGAACCCAAGUUCCCUCCCUUCGAGGAGUACGCGCAGCACAGCGGCCCGGGCGGCGGAGACGGCGGCCCCGGCGGGGGCCCCGGCUACCAGCCGCCCCCAGCGCCCGCCGCCCAGCACCUGCCGCCGCCCCAGCUCCCCCACGCGGGGGGCAGCCGCGAGCCCCCCGCCUCCUACUACCCGCCGCGGGCCGCGCUCUACCCCGCGCCCCGGGCCGCCGAGGCCGCCUACCCCUACGCCUACCGCGGCGGCUCCAGCCCCGGGCGGCCGCCGCAGCCCGAGCAGCCCCCGGCGCACGCCAAGGGCCCCGCGCACGGCCUGCACGCGAGCCAGGUCCUGCCGCCGCCGCGCCCGGCGCCCCCCGCGCCCCCGCGGCGCUGCGAGGCGGCCCCCGCCACCCCGGGCGUCCCGGCAGGGGGCAGCGCCCCCGCGUGCCCGCUGCUCCUGGCCGACAAGAGCGCGGCGGGCCCGAAGGGCAAGGAGCCCGUGGUGUAUCCCUGGAUGAAGAAGAUCCAUGUCAGCGCCGUCAACCCCAGUUAUAACGGAGGGGAGCCCAAGCGCUCUCGCACCGCCUACACGCGGCAGCAGGUAUUGGAGCUGGAGAAGGAGUUUCACUUCAACCGCUACCUCACGCGGCGCCGCCGCAUCGAGAUCGCCCACGCGCUCUGCCUGUCCGAGCGCCAGGUCAAGAUCUGGUUCCAGAACCGCCGCAUGAAGUGGAAGAAAGAUCACAAACUGCCCAACACUAAGAUGCGCAGCUCCAACUCGUCCUCAGCCCCUGCCGGCCCACCGGGCAAAGCACAAACUCAGAGCCCCCACCCACACCCGGGCCCCCCCACACCCAUUCCCUCCUCCAUCUAAUUGUGUAGAGGUCUAGCCCAGUUUCUUAUCCCGCCCCGCCUCCCCCAUGACUUUUCUCCUCUCUUCUCUUGCCCCUUUCCCCUUCUUCACCCACCCUAGUGGCUCCCUCAACAAAACCCAACUUGGUGCAAAGGCUUAUUAAAAAGAAGACAUGAUCAUGAUCGUGGUAAGACUGUGUUUGGGUUGCCACCCACAAGUGGACCUGAGCCAGGAUGCCUCCUGGUGGAGCAUCCUGCUGUCCUGUAUAAGACAUCCAGGUUGGGGUACCUGAGAAGGACCUCCUGGCCUCAAACUCUUUUUGAGAGGGGCCAGUCCAUCAGAUAGCCUAUGCAGCUGGGGACAUGUACAUGUCAUAAAAGCAAGCAGAAGAAAACUGACCCUACCCUCAUUCCUUACCCUCUUCCCUAUAAGGCAGCUCAUACAAGUUUGUAUCGAACCGAAUAAAUGAGUAGACAUUGUGAACCUCACAAGAUUAUUUAAUUCUCAAAAUGUAUAGACCUUGAAUAGUAGAUGUUCCACAUUCAUUUCCUUCCCUUACAUUUAUUUAAAAUGUUGUAGAGCUACUGUUGUCUA
Molecule: messenger RNA, 1470 nt
Organism: Sorex araneus (European shrew)
Lineage: Eukaryota; Metazoa; Chordata; Mammalia; Eulipotyphla; Soricidae
Gene: HOXA4
Product: homeobox A4
Exons: 2
Coding region: 1-897 (298 amino acids)
Biological process (GO): anterior/posterior pattern specification; embryonic skeletal system morphogenesis; regulation of transcription by RNA polymerase II
Cellular component (GO): nucleus
Molecular function (GO): RNA polymerase II cis-regulatory region sequence-specific DNA binding; DNA-binding transcription factor activity, RNA polymerase II-specific
Source: RefSeq, a predicted model, not a curated record